Messenger RNA from Ogataea polymorpha, 1194 nucleotides. RefSeq lists its product as uncharacterized. The transcript has a single exon. Gene Ontology annotation, biological process: transcription by RNA polymerase II; transcription initiation at RNA polymerase II promoter. NCBI's taxonomy places the organism in Eukaryota, Fungi, Ascomycota, Pichiomycetes, Pichiales, Pichiaceae. The coding region runs from base 67 to 1125 and encodes 352 amino acids. The record is from RefSeq and is a predicted model, not a curated record. Gene Ontology annotation, cellular component: transcription factor TFIIF complex.
CCUGAUGGAAUUGCAGAGGUGAACGAUAAGCAGCUGGAAGAAAGCGGUGAGUCUCUUAAUUUGGACAUGUCCAAGGCGAAUAAUCAGGUCUGGCUUGUCAAGCUUCCCCCAGCUCUAUCUGAGGUGUGGAAAAAUGAGAGAAUGCUGGAUGGGCGGCAGUUGGGCAAUAUAAAGAUUCAGCAGGGAGUAUCCCCAGCCAAAAUCAUGCUUGAGCUAAAUGAGAAACUUCAAGAACACAAAAAUAUCGAUAAAGAAUAUGAACUAAAGAUGAUCAAGCAUGUGGUGGAGAAUGAGUACGUGUUUAGCGAGGCUGAGCUAAGUCAGUUCAAGAGCCAAGCGGAGACUAGAACUGAAAUGGUCCAGAUGCCAGAUCAGCCCACAUUAAAUCCCCUAGACGGUGAGGAGCCGGAGGAAUCGAAUCCAUGGUCCACUGCUAAAGUUCCGCAACGUGCUUCAUAUAUUCCCGAGGCACGUGGACGUGCUUACGAAGAAGAAACCUUCGAAGAGCCAAAAAAGGUGGUUCCAUUUGCCAAAACAAUUCCCAAGAAGACUGCCCUGGUUGGAAAAAUCGUUCACGAGUGUCAGGUCAUUCCUACAAAAUUAUCCACAAACAACAAGCUAAAGCUACUGGAGCAGAAACGGAGACUUGCACAGAUGACAAAGAGAAAGACCAUUACGUACAUGAAGGAUGCCAACGCCGGUGUUUUGCAAGGAAGAACAGGACCAAAUCUGCAAACAGGCUCGACCAUUCAGCUAUCAAGGGAGCUUGCUGCCAGGAAAGAGCAGCAGCGGUUGGAAGGCCGUGCUUCUCGUAUGGACAGAGAGCACUUGAUGAAGGUGCUGUUCAAUCUCUUCAACGAGUACGAUUACUGGACGUUGAAAGGUAUCCGAGAAAAAACAAAUCAGCCAGAAGCUUACUUGAAGGACUGCUUGGAAAACAUUGCCGUGAUGGAGCGCAAAGGAACCUAUGCUUUGAAAUACAGAUUAAAAGACGAGUACAGAAAGAGCAGAGAGGUGGAAAGAAAGGAGAAGCAAGGAUUCGGUGAUUUAGAAGCAGAUAAUAAAAACGAUGACGAAGACGAUGGUGACGAAGACGAUGAUAUUGAAAUGGAGGACGUUGCUUGAAUUAUAAAAAAGGAUGUCAAAUGUACAUUAACAUAUGAUAUUAUUAUAUCACGAAAUUCAUUUUAGUAU